Molecule: messenger RNA, 1474 nt
Organism: Dioscorea cayenensis subsp. rotundata (Guinea yam)
Lineage: Eukaryota; Viridiplantae; Streptophyta; Magnoliopsida; Dioscoreales; Dioscoreaceae
Product: protein DECREASED SIZE EXCLUSION LIMIT 1
Exons: 13
Coding region: 138-1214 (358 amino acids)
Molecular function (GO): protein binding
Source: RefSeq, a predicted model, not a curated record
UACUUCGUAAACAGGAAAGAGAAGUUCGAGUUCGCGAAUCCGGGAGCAGCGACAAGUAGCAAUGGCGAGCAGCAAGAGCACGAGGCGGCCCGCCGCCCGACGCGGUGGCGGUCCUCCGCGGCCACCGCGCCUCCGUCAUGGACGUCUGCUUCCACUCCUCCCUCCCCCUCCUCUUCUCCGGCGCUGCUGAUGGUGAGCUCCGCGUAUGGGACACAGUCCAGCACCGAACUCUCUCCUCCACCUGGGCUCACGGUGGUGCGGCGGGUGUCUACUCCGUGGCCACGAGUGCUUCUACUGGGGACAGAGUAAUCAGUCAAGGAAGGGAUGGCACAGUCAAGUGCUGGGCGAUCGAGGACGGCGGCCUCUCCAAGAAACCUUUGGUUACAUUGAGGACGAAUACUUAUCAUUUCUGCAAGAUUUCUCUGGUGAAGUCUCCUAUUGGACUGGUGGAGACUGGUUUUUCAACUGCUGAGUUGAAGGAAGAUGAAAGAGAUGUCCCUGCUAAAUCUUCAUCCCCAAUGGGAGGACGAAACAUUAUGGCAUUGGCUGGCGAGGAACCUUCUCAGGUUGAACUUUGGGAUGUCAGUGCUGGAGAAAAAGUAAUAAGCUUGCCCAAGGCUCAAAAUAUGCCUUCAAUGGAACACCACAAAAAACACAAAGGAAUGUGUAUGGCAGUGCAAGCAUUUUCGCCAGCCGAGUCCCAGGGAUUUCUAAAUCUAUUGUCAGGUUAUGAAGAUGGAAGCAUGCUUUUGUGGGAUGCAAGAAAGCCUGAUGUUCCCAUAUCUGAUGUAAAACAUCAUUCAGAGGCUGUUUUAAGUCUAUCGGUUGAUGGAUCAUGCACUGGUGGCAUUUCUGGAUCUGCAGAUAACAAGAUUGUGAUAUUUAGUCUUGAUCACGGAACGGGUUCCUUAGCUUUAAAAAAAGAGAUAAAUUUGGAGAGACCUGGCAUAGCAGGCACCUCAAUCAGAUCAGACAAUAAAAUUGCAGCAAGUGCUGGAUGGGAUCAUAGGAUACGGGUAUAUAAUUAUCGUAAAGGCAAUGCUCUUGCAGUGCUGAAGUAUCAUACUGCUUCGUGCAAUGGCGUAUCGUUCUCCACUGAUUGCAAGCUAAUGGCGACUUGCUCAGAGGAUACAACCAUAGCAUUGUGGGAACUCUAUCCUCCUCAAAAUCAAACCACAAGAGUCAUGCCUGCUUUUGAGCAUGAUGGUACAUGACACCAAUAAGUCCAGUUUUCUUCAUUAAAUAUUUUUUCGGAGAUGUGAAUGAAAGACAUGGGCAAUAUCGACGACUCAAUGAAAGAGCUAGGAGCAGGGGAUUACUAGUUAUUAUGGAAAAUUCUAGUUGUGUGUAUAAAUCAAGGUUUUUAGCAUGCAAAGUAAUGGUGACAACAAUUAAUUCAGUUCCUCUCCAUGCCAAUGAUUUUUCUCGUUAACUGUCUUUUAUAAAUAUAAACUUGAUCUUGUUGCUUUAUGGA